Messenger RNA from Myzus persicae (green peach aphid), 921 nucleotides. RefSeq lists its product as uncharacterized. The coding region runs from base 1 to 921 and encodes 306 amino acids. Gene Ontology annotation, biological process: sensory perception of taste. The record is from RefSeq and is a predicted model, not a curated record. Gene Ontology annotation, cellular component: membrane. NCBI's taxonomy places the organism in Eukaryota, Metazoa, Arthropoda, Insecta, Hemiptera, Aphididae. The transcript has 4 exons.
AUGAACGGCAUCAUCGAGUACGAUCAAAAACUAAAAUCACUUCCAAGAUUUAUGGUGAUUCAUCAGCAUUCACCAAGGAAAAAUUAUUGGAAUUCAAUUUUCAUUCUUACAAUAUUUUUUUAUAUUGCUGAGACAUUUGCCUAUGUUAUUUUAUGGCCACCAAAGACUAUGAACUUCAUUGUUAUCAAAUUGUAUUUUUUUCGGAUAGAAUCUAUAGUGGAUGUUGCAGUUAUUUUUUUGACACAUUUUUUCCUGCAACAAUUAGAGUAUAGAUUUCAGACGUUGAAUGAUUCUUGGAAAUAUCUUCUUCCCGGAUUUCUACCCUUUCCUGAGGAAUGGACACGUUCCAUGACAGAAAUGACGCUGGAUAAAAUACGGUUGUUACACGCUGAACUUUCGGACUUAUUGAGAUUAUUCAGUUUCGGUUUCGGACAAUUACUUUUAGGAUUUUUUGUAUUUAGUUAUUUUGAUAUGCUACUGAAAAUUUAUUAUUUUAUGUUUUUUGAUGAUACGAAUUCUGAAAAAUUCAUUUUUUCAAAUUUUCUAAGAAAAUUAUUACCUCAACUUCUCAACCUCAAAAACGUUAUAUUUGUUUUAGCUGUUAUCGUAGCUGCAUCUCGUGUUCACGAAAAAAAACAGAAGAUGAUUUCACAUUUACGAUUAAUAAGGAUAUCAAAUUUAUCGGCAAACCUAAAAAUUCAAGUUAAAUUGUUUAUGAACCAAAUAACAGUUUUUGAAUCCAGCGAAAUCACAGCUUUUGGAAUAUUCAGUAUAAACUUGAAUCUUGUUAUAUCAAUACUAAUAUUACUUAUCACUGGUAUAGUAACAUUAAUACAAAUGAAGAAUCAUUCAAUAAUUUUGCAAUCAAGACAACAUGUGGAGAAUUUUAUGAGUGGUAUUCAUAAUUUAACAUUCAACUAA